Molecule: messenger RNA, 2238 nt
Organism: Colletotrichum phormii
Lineage: Eukaryota; Fungi; Ascomycota; Sordariomycetes; Glomerellales; Glomerellaceae
Exons: 4
Coding region: 1-2238 (745 amino acids)
Source: RefSeq, a predicted model, not a curated record
AUGUCGUUCUUUACAAAGGUCUCCACGGCCUUGGCCUUGUUGGUCACAUGUUCCUCUGCCUUCGUCUUGUGGCCUCUCGUCGAUACGGAAGGGCUCUCCAAUGUCCUCAAUAUCACUGCGACUUGCGUCACUGCGUUAAACGCAACCCUGGACUGCGACCAGGACCUCUACCAAUGGACCGUCAAAGCAGACAGCGUCUGGUGGACUGCAGAAAACACCACUCAGCUCUGCACUGAGAGCUGCCUGGCCUCCAGCCGGCAGUGGAAGGAGGACGUCGCCGACGUAUGCGUCGGCGAAUGGCUCCGCUCCGGCCGCAGCUACGUUGAGGCAGAUACUCUCUCCGGCCGCUUCGCCGAGGGUCUAGAGCUCGCGUGCACUCGCUCCUCAGCCGACGAGUGGUGCUUUGUCGAGUCGCAGACCUGGACCGGCUCCGACGUCGUUCGCCCGGACUGCGCCGCUACUCCGGCCGACCCCUGGUGCUCCAACCCGGGAAACGUGACGGCCGAGAAUAGUCGCAUGGCCAACCUUUACGACGAUGACCUGCUGUGUUCCGAGUGCUUCCUGAAGCUUCUGCACACCCGCAUCGAGUCCGAAUACCUCCCUGACGAGGACCACUCGGACUACCUCGUCGAGCAGUUCCAGGACAUCCAAAUUGUCUGUCAGACGACGCUGGCCGCCGACAUCUCAACGCGCAAGAUGCCCGCCUACCCGACGGCCUACGUUCCCACGCCAACGUAUGGAGCUGGGCCGGGCACUGUCACGGACACGAACCUGCCGAGGGACCCUACCGAGCUGGCCUGUUAUGCCGAGGAGAAUAUCCUCGACGUGCUGGUAACGACAAAAAGCGACGACUUCGAAGCUUGUAACGACGUCGCGCUGUAUAACGGUGUGGCAACGGGCUCUAUCCUUGUUACGACGGGUAACUCUGCGUGCUGGGUUGAGUCGGGAGAGGUGUGUGGCCCUGAGCCCUGCCAGCUCCUCCGUGUGCACGAGGGUCAGACUUGCGAAUCCAUCGCCACUGCUGUCUCAAAUGCGACGGACCCCGUCAACGGAGCCCAACUAGCAACCUGGAACCCAAACAUACUUGGCGCCUGCGACCACCUCGUCCCAGACCAGUACAUCUGCAUAUCGCGCCCUGGCGGCUCCUGGAUCCCCCCAGCAAUCGAAUCCCUCCCCGACAGCUCCGAAGGCCCCGUCCGCGGCGGCCCGGGCAGCACUCCGACCCUUGAAAUCAUCGACAACCCAUUGAUCCCCAUCGACCCCUGGCUGUUCCAGGAGGGCAUAGCCGCUGACUGCACGCGCUACGUCCUCGCGAGCGCCGGCGCCAACUGCUGGAAGAUUGCAAACGAUGCGGGCGUGGAGCAAUCCCGCCUCUUCGAGCUCAACCCCAUCCUCGGCGCCAGCGGCGAGUUCUGCGACACAAAAGUGUGGCGGGACUACUACUACUGCGUCGGCGUCAACGGCGAGGGGAGCCCAACGACCACGAGCGCCCCGCCCGCCGCCAUUACGACCUCGGCUGUCCCGAGGCCGACGAACACGCAGGCGGGACAGCCCUCUGAAUGCAACAAAUGGGUUGAGGCCCAGUCCGGCGACGGAUGCUGGGCCAUGUACACGGCGGCCGGCAUCGAAGCGUCGCAGUUCUACGCGUGGAACCCAGUCCUCGGCGCCGCGGGCGAGAACUGCGGGACGCAGAUCUGGCCGACAUAUUUCUACUGCAUCGGCACCAGCUCGACGUCUUCGCUGGCCCCGACGACGACAAAGGCAGCGGACCCGGCUAAGCCGACGGCGACGCACGCUGGGACCGCCGCUGACUGCACCGAAUUCGUGCAGGCCAAGGCUGGCGACGGGUGCUGGUUCAUGUUCACAGCGGCCGGGAUCUCGGCGGAGUUGUUUUACAAGUUAAAUCCCGUGCUGGGGGUCGCGGGAGAGAACUGUGGGACAUAUGUGUGGCCGGACUACUACUACUGCAUCGCGGCGUCCGGCUCCGGGACAGUCCCACUACCGACGACAACUACAGCCGGCCCCGCCAAGCCGACUACGACGCAGGCGGGUAUCGAUGCCAACUGCAACAAGUUCAUGGAGGCUUUUAGCGGCGAUGGGUGCUGGAAGUUGGCUAAUGAUGCUGGUAUCGAGUUGUCUUUGUUUUAUCAGUGGAAUACGGUGGUUGGUGCUAACGGGGAGAACUGCGGCACACAGAUAUGGCCCCAGUACUUUUACUGCAUCGGGGUGAGUAGUUAA